AUGUUUACUAUUGCAUCUGUUCAGCCGCAGGUUGCUGCAGCCCUUGCUCAGUUUUCCUCUCUUCUAAAUGGAGCGCGGGCCUCCUCAACAGACAGUUUCAGUGGAAGACAACGUCGCAGAAAACAGCACAGAAAAUCUAGGUCUAAUAAGGAUGAAAGAACAAAUAAUAACCAUGCAAACCAGGUGGAACAGUUGAUAAGUCUUUUGCACUUAGAAGAUUUGCCCAAGAACUUGUCAGCCCUCGAGUUAUGUCCCUUGACCUGCGGUCCUUCGACAGGAAGACUAGGGGUGGACAGCUAUGUCUCCUCACCUACAUUCUUUGAAAACAAAUAUGGUUUUGAGGAUACAAGUUUUACAAGACCUGCACCAGUUGUUCUUUUGCCAUGGUCAUCAGAACCAAAACUCCUACUGCGAGGACAUAAUAAUCUUUGGUACACCCAGAAUAGACAUUUUUAUAUCAAGAGAGAAGGAGGUAGUAAAUCUGGAGGUAGAUACAAUGACAGUGAGAGUUUAAAAGAGAUUAAGAAGACUGUGGAAAAUCAACAGCUUCUUCUGAAGGAACUGUUUAAUCAGAACUCGCGCCAAGUCUCUCAGCAAAGCAAGCAAGUACUGAACAAGGCUCAGAUACAGAGUCUGGAGGAGAAGUACCAGACUUUGACUGCCCAGGUCAAGACACUGAGUACCAACAAAAAGUCCAAGCUGAGUAACGUGAUCCAGAUCCUGAGCUACGCUGCGGCCAUCAUAGUGCUCACCAUCAUCAUCACUAGGAUGAUGGGCUCCAAUCUGAUGCCAAACAACAACAAGAUGUUUACUGUGUUCACAAAGGACAUGAUCAAGGAAAAGUUCAAUGAUGUCCAUGGAAUGGAUGAAGCCAAAGAAGACAUGGUAGAUGUUGUCAAGUUCCUGCAGAAUCCAGAGGCAUUCGAGCAAGUUGGAGCCAAGAUCCCAAAAGGAAUCCUGUUGGAAGGUCCCCCUGGAGUUGGGAAAACCAUGUUAGCCAGGGCUGUAGCAGGAGAAGCUGGGGUGCCAUUUAUUUCUGCUUCUGGCUCCGAAUUUGAUGAAAUUUUCGUUGGAGUAGGUGCCAAGCGAGUGAGAGAACUUUUCAAUACUGCUAGACAUCUUGCCCCCUGUAUUGUAUUCAUCGAUGAGAUUGACAGUCUGGCCUCUAAGAGGUCGUACGGACCAUACUCUCCCCCGGCCUCCAAUCAAAGCAUCAACCAGCUACUGACUGAGCUUGAUGGGUUUCAGAAAACAAAUGGAAUCAUUUUGAUUGCUGCCACAAACAGAAAAGAUGUUCUUGAUCCUGCCAUAUUACGACCAGGACGCUUAGACUUACACAUAUCUGUAGACAAACCAGACUUACAGGGGCGAGAAAAAAUAUUCAAGCAAUAUCUAAGCAAAGUGAAGAGAGAUUCAGAUAUCAACAUUACCCAUGCAGCUCUGAAGACUAUUGGACUCACAGGAGCAGACAUCAGCACUGUUGUGAACCAGGCGGCCCUGAAAGCGGCCAAUGAGGGAGCCGACUGUGUCAACAUGGGACACAUAGAGUACGCCAUAGACAAACUCCUCAUGGGAGCAGAGAAAAAGACUCGAACACCCGAUGAGGAGGUGAACUGGACCACGGCCAUUCAUGAAGCCGGCCACACCAUUAUAGGGAUGGAAACGCCCACCCUUCAGAAACAUGUGUACAAAGUCACCAUCAAAAGUCGCAACCAGAGCCUGGGACACACCCAGUAUCUACACAAGACAGAACUGUAUGACAUGAGUAAGGCCCAGCUCCUGGCCGAGUUAGACGUGUGUAUGGGAGGGAGAGUGGCGGAGGAGAUAGUGUUCGGAACCAACAAAGUGACCACAGGGGCGCACAGUGAUUUAAAGAGAGCCACAAGCUUAGCCAAGGAGAUGGUGAUGAGUUACGGAAUGGCCGACUCGAUUGGGGCGCGUGUAUACAGUGAAAGUGACCUACAGACACUCAGUUCUCACAUGAAGAAAGAAAUUGAUGACGAGAUCAACAGAAUUCUGGAGGAAUCAUACAACAGAACAAAAAAAGUGCUGAUAAAGAAUAAAGAAAAGGUGACAAAGCUAGCAGAAGGACUGAUGAAGUACGAGACUCUGGACAUGGAGGAAAUCAAACUGAUUGUCGAAGGAAAGGAAGUUGUAAGGACAUGACCAAUGCAUUCUGGGAUAGGAUAAGAAGAAAUAUUUUUUAAUACCUGGUGAUGAUGUCCUCUCACUGAAAGACAUAUGUGGGAGAAUUUUUUUAUUUUGGAUGUUGCGAUUCCUUGCAAAGACAUUGAAUGAUAUGGUUUGGGGGAUUCACCCCAUGCAGAUCAAAUUGCAAAGUUCAUAGAUAUAUUGACAAUGGGACUUGCAAAAAAAAAUGUUGUUAAUUUGUUUUUUAAGUUAAUGAAAAUUAAGCGAAUAAUAAAAUUAUUUUCAAAAUGAAGUCCUCGUUGAAAUAUAGCUACUAGUCAGUUGUGAUGUAGUUGUGAAAAUGUUUCCAAAUAUGUGUCUCGUUACAUUUUCAUUUUAAUAUGGGUGAAUCAUGUUUGAUUAUCUUUACAAGUGCACAAGUGUAGAGAAGUUUAUGACUGGAAAUAAUGCUCUAGACUAAGUAUGAAAAUAUUCAAUAUCUUUCAUAUUUUCAAUUUCAAGGAUUUGUCAAUCUGCUAAUUGUCUGUUUAAGAGAGGUCUAGCCACACUGGGAUGCCAGUUUAUCAAAUUAAAAAAAAAAGUUUGAUCAAUUCAAGGAUAUUUCAUCUUUUCGUUGAUUUUUUUUAAAAGCAUAAUGGUUUACAUUUUUGGUUUGAAAUAAGACAUAAUUAGCCCAUUCUUGGUUUGUGUAAAUCUGUGUUUACUGUAAACUUUGAGUUAUUUACUUCCAAACCAUUAUGAUCAUGGUUUAAAUACAUGUGAAACAUGUAAACCAAACUUUUCAUUUAUAAUGUAAUACUGAAAGUUUUUAAAAUUAUUUUGUAUUAUCUGACAUGCAAAGUAAAUUCUUGGCCAAGGAUAGAUUUUCAUCAAUGUCAAAUUUUCUUAAAAUUCUAAAUGUAAAGGAAAAAAAAGAAAAAAGGAAAAACAAUUAAACAUUUUAAUUGUUGAAUAGAUUAUGUAAUAUGUAAAUUUAUUAAUGAACAUAUGUAAUGUGGUAACAUGCACAUGUAGGUUUCCUCACAUACAAUCAUAUAUCUUGCUUACUUUGAUCAUGGAUUCUUCAUAGUAUAAAUUAACAUGUGGCUUUUUGUUACAGAAUCAUUUUAACUACUUGUUACUGUGCAUGUAUUGUUGGAAGAAAUAAAGGAAUUGAAAACCCAA
This is a messenger RNA of Magallana angulata, 3315 nucleotides long. Its product is annotated as ATP-dependent zinc metalloprotease YME1L-like. Gene Ontology annotation, biological process: mitochondrion organization; protein quality control for misfolded or incompletely synthesized proteins. The transcript is spliced from 21 exons. The record is from RefSeq and is a predicted model, not a curated record. NCBI's taxonomy places the organism in Eukaryota, Metazoa, Mollusca, Bivalvia, Ostreida, Ostreidae. Gene Ontology annotation, cellular component: mitochondrial inner membrane. Gene Ontology annotation, molecular function: ATP hydrolysis activity; ATP-dependent peptidase activity; metalloendopeptidase activity. The coding region runs from base 1 to 2166 and encodes 721 amino acids.